This is a messenger RNA of Jaculus jaculus (lesser Egyptian jerboa), 1027 nucleotides long. RefSeq names its product coiled-coil domain containing 152 (gene Ccdc152). Lineage: Eukaryota; Metazoa; Chordata; Mammalia; Rodentia; Dipodidae. Bases 64 to 831 code for a protein of 255 amino acids. The transcript has 10 exons. The record is from RefSeq and is a predicted model, not a curated record.
GAUCGGUCCGGACCGGACCAGGGAGGGCACCAGGCAGGCGGACCGCUGAACCCGCGGGCAGGCAUGGAUCAAAGCAAUGAGGGAUAUGUAAGAAAGAUUAGCAGUGUGAAUCUUGACAAAUUGAUAAGUGACUUCUCACAGAUAGAAAAGAAAAUGAUAGAAACUAGUGGAAAAAACAAUCUACUGGAUAUUCAGUUGGAAAAAGCAAAUGGUUUAUUAAAAGUAAUGCAAACAAAAGAGGCUUCAAUUAAAGAAGAAUGCACUGCUCUUCGUAACAUGAUUAAAGGGCUACAACAGACCAUUGAAUAUCAGCACAAUUUGAAAGAUGAAAAUGAAGAAUUGAAAAGAAAUGCUGAUCUGCUGAAAGAACAGUUAAAGUCUCAUGAGCAGGAAUAUAAGAAUAAUAUUGCCAAGCUUGUAAGUGAAGUGAAAAUCAAAGAGGAGGGACAUAAGAUAGAAAUAAGUAAACUUUAUCAAGAUAUGCAGAAGAAAGUUGAAUUAAAUGAAGAAAAACACAAACAACUAAUGGCAAAAAAGGAAAUGGAAAUUUCAGAGUUAAAUGCAAAGUUAAAAACUCAAGAAAAGGAAAAGCAAAAUGAAAUAAUCAAACUACAACUAGAGUUUGAUGCCAAGCUAGCAAGAGUGCAAACUAAAGCAAGAUCAUAUCCGGAUGCCGCCACUGCUUUGCCACAGAGUAUCUACAGACGGAAGCUUCAACAUCUUCAAGAAGAAAAAAGUAAGGAGAUUGCAAGUCUUCAUAAUACCAUUCACACCUUAGAGCAACGCCUUGCUGCUGUCAAAAACUCUCACCUUAAAGUCAGACGAUAUUGAGCAGAACACCUUCCCUUGCUUCUUACAUUGAAUUACAUGCCCCAUUUGCAAGAAUGAACAUCAGAACAUUUUAUUUACACAGGUAAUAAAUAUUAAGAAGAAAGUUAUAUAUAGAUACAAAAAAAGAAGAAAACAAAUUCCAAAGCCCAGCAAAGUCACUGUAAUAUUUUAAUGUAUAUCCUUCUGUUCAUCUUGU